AUGAACCAUCACACCGAAGUCGAACUUGACGUACUGGAUGGUGGUAGUGGUCACCACAACAAUUUCACUCUUCAACAACCUUCCAAUAUCAACAAUUACCAUAAUUAUAACAGUAACAACAAUAACAACAUGGCAUCAAGUCCACAACAAACCAUGGUUGGCUCCCUCGUUUCCUCUUCAACUUCUCCCACUUUGAGUGGUGGUCGUUUAUCACAAUCUUUAUCCACCAAUCCAUUCGCCACCACUCCUCUGCAGGAUCCACUCAAAGCAGAAGUCCAAAAAUUUGUCGAUAAGAACAAGGAUCAUCAAUGGUUUGGAAUUCAAUCGAAUCAACAAAAUUCACAAAAACAAUCUCAAGGGACAAGUCCAUCACAACAACAAUUACUUCAAGAACAAUCUGCGAAAGAGAAAUUUCUAUCAUGUUGUUUCAGUUUACGAGUGUCCACAUUGGCUACUCUGAUUGUCAUGUUCACGGUGAUGAUUUUGGCCUUUGUGGUCAUUAUCGGAACCAUCUUACCUGUGAAUUUUGGAGAACUUGAAAAAAAAGAUAGUACGAAUGCGUCGAAGCGAUCGAUGAAAGCUCUCUACGAUGAUUUACGUACCAAUUUGGGUAAUUUAUUACCCUUCUCUGCUUGGACUGAACCCUAUAAUCGCAUCAAUGAUGUGCUCAACGGAAAACUCAAUGCAACUGCCAUAUUCGAUGAUUAUAUGAGUUCAAACUUUCCGAGAGCCAUUAUGGCAUCUUCUAAGGUGAAUUGGGUCAUUUAUUACUUUAAGAAUGGAACAAGAAUCAUUUCAAGAGGUUACAGUUUUGACACUGAUACUGUCACAUCUGCUCCAGACAGCAUUCCAGAUUUUUUAAAACAAUUAUCUCUUUCGAAUCCACUCAUGUAUAAUAUGGACAAGUCCUAUACAAGAAAUGGAGGAUUUGUGAACUACAAAUCACAAUUGAUCAUGCUCUCUGCUGCACCAAUUACCAUUUCUGAUUGGGAUAAUAAUUCUGACACGAAUGGUGUUCUAGUGUUUGGUAGAAUUAUGAGUUCAACCUUUAUUAAUAGUAUUGCAAAUAGUGCUCAAUUGUGUCUUUCCGUACAUUUACUUGAUGACACAAGUGACAAGGUGGUUCAAAAGUUUUCGAGUCGAGUGAAAAGUUUGAAUGGAACUUAUAUUUUACAAACAUCCUUUGAUUGGCCAAAUUUGGAUGUUUUUGCAUUUGACCCAUUAGAUGCUUCUAUGACCCUUUCAAAAAGACAAUGCUGGAAAUCAGAUGGUUCUACUCUCGCUGAGCAAAGAUUUGCUUCCUAUGUUUUGUUGAAUGACAUUUAUGGACAACCAUUAAUGAUUGCAAGAACUGAUAUUGCACGUGACGUUUAUUUCCUAGGUAUUCAAUCCGUACUUUUAGCGAUUGGUCUCUUACUUUUGGUGUGCUUAUUGGCAUCCAUUGUUGUCAUUGUUUUCGUUGAAAAGAGAGUAUUGUCUCGAAUUUUACGUUUGACAAGUAGAAUUCAAGAAAUUACUGCAUCCAAUGAUUCAAAACAAAGAAUUGCAGUGAAAGAUGGACAAACCGAUGAGCUUGGAAAGGUUUCCAAGAAUAUCAAUUACAUGUUAAAUUCAUUGGACAUGCUGGUCGAACAGCAAUUACAAGAACAAGAAUUGCUAAAAAAACUUCUUGAAAGAAUUUCUGAAGCAGAAGAAAGAACAAGCUCCAUCAUGAACAGCAUCAAAGAUAUUGUCUUAACAGUCACGGCAGAAGGUGUUGUGACACAUGCAAAUACUGCUUUUUAUGACAGAUUUGGAUACAGUGCUGUGGAUGUUGAAGGAAGUGGUAUAAUUACUCUCGACAGGUUAUUCCCUCAGUUAAAAGACAUUGCCAAAUCAGGAGAUUCUUUAGGACAAGUUAUUUUAUCAUACGAUGAUCAAAUGACACAUCCAUUUACGGGUCUCACAAAGAAGCGAAAGAACAUUGACUUUGAAGCUUACAUUACAAAAGCCAAACAAAACAGUAGUGGUCAACACAUGUUCGUUUUUGUUGGCAGAAUUUCCUCUCAAUUAUUAGGUACCAUUCCUAAAUCUGGAUCUCUCUUAAGCAUGGAAGGAGAAUUCGAUCGUCUUUUACUCAAUCCUGAAGAAAAAGAAAAAUUCAAAACAUUCUGUCGAAAUGAAAAAUCUGAAGAAAAUAUGCUCUUUAUGGAUGCCGUUCUUGAAUACAAAUCUCUGAAACAAACACAUGAAAGAAUGAUCAAACAAGAAGCCAUUAUUCGAACCUUCUUGAAGGGAGAAGAAUCUCCACUUGCGAUCAAUGUGAGUGGAACGAUUGUGAAAAAAGAAUUAACCUUAAUUGAGAAGGGAGUUGGACAAUUGGAUUUAUUUGACAAGUUGUAUCAAACGGUGAAGAAUAAUCUUGCUUUGGAUACGUAUUCGAGAUACAAAAUGUUGACCAAUAAUGCCACUUUGAAAUAA
Molecule: messenger RNA, 2460 nt
Organism: Naegleria fowleri
Lineage: Eukaryota; Heterolobosea; Eutetramitea; Acrasida; Naegleriidae
Exons: 2
Coding region: 1-2460 (819 amino acids)
Biological process (GO): signal transduction
Cellular component (GO): membrane
Source: RefSeq, a predicted model, not a curated record